Scaptodrosophila lebanonensis is the source of this 636-nucleotide messenger RNA. RefSeq names its product phospholipase A2 large subunit. Gene Ontology annotation, biological process: arachidonate secretion; phospholipid metabolic process. The coding region runs from base 7 to 510 and encodes 167 amino acids. The transcript is spliced from 2 exons. NCBI's taxonomy places the organism in Eukaryota, Metazoa, Arthropoda, Insecta, Diptera, Drosophilidae. The record is from RefSeq and is a predicted model, not a curated record.
AGAGAGAUGAUUGUUCUCAAGCAGUCUGGUAUUUUGGUUUUUCUUAUCUGCGCCCAUACUGUCACUUUGGGUCUUGGCUUUGGAAUAACUGUGCCGGGCACGAAAUGGUGUGGUCCUGGUAACAUUGCCGACAGUUACGACGACUUGGGUACAGAGGUUGAGUUGGACAUGUGUUGUAGGGCGCACGAUCAUUGCACGGAGAGAAUUUCACCACAAAAGCAACUUUAUGGCCUAUCUAAUGACAGAAUGUUUCCCAUUUUUUCAUGUAAUUGCGAGGCUAUCUUUCGCAACUGCCUGACAUCGCUGCACAACAUGGAAUCGGCCGCCUUGGGUCGUAUAUACUUUAGCUCAACCCCUGUGUGCUUUGCCCAUGGACAUCCCGUUGUAUCAUGCCAGGAACACCAAUGGGACUCAUUUCAGAAGCGGUGUGUCAGUUACCUCGUGGAUGAGACUCGGCCCAAGCAGUGGCAGUUUUACGAUCUGGCGUUCUACACACAUAUUGUAGCUUAGGAGGGGGAAACAUGAGAGGAAUCUAAUUAAGACGCAGUUCUGCGAUAAGCAAAUGUUUUUUACAUGUGGUAUAUAUUGGAAAUUCUACAACAUACAUAUAUACUAUACUUGUAUUUCAAAAACAAA